Messenger RNA from Oncorhynchus masou masou (cherry salmon), 1131 nucleotides. Its product is annotated as tumor necrosis factor ligand superfamily member 13B-like. The transcript is spliced from 6 exons. Gene Ontology annotation, biological process: immune response; positive regulation of B cell proliferation. Bases 75 to 815 code for a protein of 246 amino acids. The record is from RefSeq and is a predicted model, not a curated record. NCBI's taxonomy places the organism in Eukaryota, Metazoa, Chordata, Actinopteri, Salmoniformes, Salmonidae. Gene Ontology annotation, cellular component: membrane. Gene Ontology annotation, molecular function: receptor ligand activity; tumor necrosis factor receptor binding.
AGAGUUCCAUUGGGAAGUGUAAGUGUGACUACACCCUGUCAGUGUGUUGUGAGGGCACAUCUCUAUGCCUCAAAAUGCUGUACCAUGCUUUACUAUUAGUCUCUACAUUAACUGUGUCGUUUAGCUUCUUCCUUGUAUACAAAGUAGCAGUUCUAGAAGACGACAUCAACAAACUCAGAGGAGAUAUUUCAAACCUAAAGCCACAUUCUAAAGAAUCCCCAGACGGGAUGAUAACUGGUAUGUCCAGAACAUGGGAGAGAUCGAAGGAAGUGCCUUCCCUAAACUCCCAGCAACAGAGACAGACAGAGAAAGACUCUCAGACUCUGUGUUCCUCGACAGCAUCCUCUCUGAGAAUGAAACGGGAGCAGGCCGGCUGUCGUGGAGGUACAGUAGUUCAGCAGUCGUUUCUGCAGCUGUCAGCCAACACGAAGGAACAGCCAUUUGUUAGAGGAAAUGUGACGGUGAUUCCUUGGAUAGUUGCCUUGCGUCAAGGGGAGGCCAUCUCUUCCACUGGAGACAGAAUCAUCAUCCAACAAGAAGGCUUCUUCAUAGUGUUUGGCCAGGUGUUGUUCCAAAGUCCAGGCACCAUCAUGGGUCACGUAGUGCGUAGUCGAGGAACCGAUCAGAGAUCCACAGAGCUGCUCCGCUGUCUACAGGAGAUGCCCCAGACCAACUGUGCCAAUACCUGCCACACUGGAGGCAUGGUGAAGCUGGAGAGAGAAGACGAGCUGGAGCUGGUGAUCCCAGAUCGACCCCAAGCCCAGGUCUCCAUGGAAGCAGACUCAACCUUCUUUGGGAUCAUGCGGCUGAACUGACGACCAGGAGACACAAGUCACCAGCAGGAGGUGUGGGACUUGAUGUCAUGGACAGGAUGAUGUCCUCCUCUGACUGGAUGAUGUCUUAUUGUUGUAACAACUUUCAUCCAUGGAGAGUUUCAUCCAUGGAGUGUGGAAGAUGGCUGGGAGCAGAAAUGUUAUUUUUCUAAACUAUUUUAAUACGAAUAAUCUGACAAUAUGAAAUCAACUUUGAAUGCUGUUGUGCUGAGUACGAGUGGUGUCCAGCGUACAUUAAAUGUUUGGUUUCCAUGUGUGUCGAUAGUUGAAGUGUAAUAAAGUAUUAUGGUUGUUCUGA